AUGGCACCAACAGCGUUCCUGCUCGUCUUCUCCGAACCCGGGCCUAACGUCCCGGAGGACGAGUACAACGACUGGUACGACAACGAACACAUCCCUCUCCGCGUCAACACACCGGCGUUCCUCAACUGGACGCGAUGGAAAGCGGUUGACGGAGAGAAACCGACGUACGGCGCGUCUUACGACCUCGAGUCGUACGAAGCGACGAAGAAGGCGCCGUACACGACGCUCGCGGAGACGAGGAGCGACAGGGAGAAGGGCAUCCUGGCGAAUAUCCAGCUCCUCGACAGACGGCACUACGAGCUGAUCGAACCCCAUCCCAUCCCCCUUCGGCACUCUACGACGAGACGCAACCUGCCCCAUACGUCGUCUUUGUCUCCGGAGGAGGAUUUCAACAAGUGGUACCACGAGGAGCACAUACCCCUGCUCGCCAAGGCCCCAGGGUGGGUCAGGAGCAGACGGUUCAUCUUGAAGGAUUGCGGGCAGAUGGGCGUAGAGGCACAGAAGGAUCAGAAACCGCCCAAGUACAUGGCGGUGCACGAAUGGGCUUCGAUGGACUCCUUCAAGAGUCCCGAAUACAAGGCGGCAUUGGCGACGCCGUGGACGGAGAAGGUCUUUGCAAACGUGGUGGCGAAGGAGAGAAGGGUGAUGACAUUCGUGAGGAAGUGGGCGAGACUCUGA
Messenger RNA from Fomitopsis serialis, 678 nucleotides. RefSeq lists its product as uncharacterized. The coding region runs from base 1 to 678 and encodes 225 amino acids. The record is from RefSeq and is a predicted model, not a curated record. The transcript is spliced from 2 exons. Lineage: Eukaryota; Fungi; Basidiomycota; Agaricomycetes; Polyporales; Fomitopsidaceae.